This is a messenger RNA of Colletotrichum gloeosporioides, 2118 nucleotides long. RefSeq lists its product as uncharacterized. Lineage: Eukaryota; Fungi; Ascomycota; Sordariomycetes; Glomerellales; Glomerellaceae. Bases 1 to 2118 code for a protein of 705 amino acids. Gene Ontology annotation, molecular function: protein binding. The record is from RefSeq and is a predicted model, not a curated record. The transcript is spliced from 2 exons.
AUGGGCUACACUGACCCCCCAAUAGUUGAAACCUCGCAAAUCUGGCAGCAGAAAUCUAUACAAGAAACGAGCCGUAUUGCCAGCGAACUCAUAACUUCUCAGCGGCACAACGAUCUGCGGAGGUGGUUGUCCCCCCCAAAUUCCUCCAUAAACGCAGACAGCGCCAGGACUGUACGACGGAAAGGUACCGGCUCGUGGAUUUUUGACGAGCCUUCCUUCCAGCUAUGGCGUAGCGGUUCUCGCCGAAACAUUUGGCUGUAUGGAUUAUCUGGAUGCGGCAAAACCGUUCUCAGUACUACGAUAUUCGAUCGCCUCAAGAAGGAGAAUGUCCAAUGCCUCCUACAGUUCUAUUUUGAUUUUCGAGAUUCCAAGAAACAAACGCUAGAUGCCAUGCUUCGAGGACUACUCUAUCAACUUCAUUUAUCCACCGGUGGGACUGUUUCUGGCCUCGACGCCUUGUUCUCUGAGUGUUCGGACGAUUAUAGACAACCUGCUUUCGAAAAGCUCUCGAGUUGUUUUCACGACAUGCUGAGGAGUGUGGAGAGUGCCGUCAUAGUGGUGGAUGCAUUAGACGAAUGCGUCACACGACACCCAUUGAUUCGUUGGAUAAGAGAUUUAGUAUCUACCAGUGACCUCGGACAUAUAAAGAUGAUGCUUACUAGUCGACCGGAGUACGAGUUUGAACAUGAGCUCGGGAUAGUUUUGGGGCCGGAGAAUUGCGUUCCUCUAAGCAGAACUGCCAUCAACUCGGACAUCCGGUCGUAUGUGGAACAAAGACUUGGCAGAGAUGCUGGAUUUGAGAAGUGGACAACAGCCCCUGGCAUCGUCAAAUUAGUGUGUGAUCAGAUUGCAAGCAAGGCGGACGGGAUAUGGGCAGCAUGCCAACUUGACAGCCUGGAGAACUGUCUUGACCGAGAAGGCAUAGAGACCGAGCUUGACUCACUGCCCCGAGAUCUCAACGAAACAUACGAACGAAUUCUCAACAACAUCUCGCAGACGCUGAAACCCAAAGCGAAUCGCCUUCUACAAUUCUUACUGUACUCCAAAACACCUCUUACAUUGGAAAAGGCCGUAGACAUCGUCGCCAUUAGGCGGGAAUCCUUCGACAUCGCAGACAGAAUGCCACGGCCUAAGGAAAUACAACGAAUAUGCCCCAGCCUUGUGACAUCGGUGGCAUAUGGAAAGGGGCGACACAGAACGAUUCAACUCCAGCUCGCUCACUCCUCCGUUCAGGAGUUCCUUCUCGGCCAUGCAGAUGUUGGUUUACAGCCCGCAGCCAGCAUCAAUCUCACGCGAACUUGCCUAGCUUACUUGAGGGGCAUUGCCUUUCACGAAGCUAGCAGAGGAACAGAGAUCUUUGGCAAAGGCAAGGGAAAGAGGCCACAGUGUAUUGGGGAGGAACCCAAUUUCCAUUUAGGGUUUCAUGCGGCAAUCAGUUGGAUGGACUAUGCCAAGAAGGCAGACGAGCAGAAAUGCACUGAGCUAAUUACCACAGCUGCGGACUUUUUGCUUGAUCAAUAUUGCUAUACCGCAUGGUAUCAGCAGUAUUGGCCAGCUGAAAGUGUACAGCAUGAAGGCGGCCCGUUGUACUUUGCCUCCAAACACGGCCUCCGAAACCUCGUUAGGGAAUUGAUUUCUCGAGGUGAAGAUGUUAACGCCCACAGCCGGAACGGCCCCCCGAUUUUUGCCGCUUCGUCAAGCGGCCACACAAAUAUUGUAAAAUUACUCAUUGAGAAUGGAGCAGAUCUGGAUGCCCGAAGCAGCUAUUGGGGGCAAACUUCACUCGAGGCGGCCUGCAGAAAUGGUUAUAAAGCCGUCGCCGACCUUCUCCUGGACUCGGGGGCAGAUUGGAGGACCUGGGAUCAGCAAGCACAUCAGUACACCGUGAAGCCAGGAGACAAACAACGUGCGUGUUCGUCCCGACGCGAAUUAGUGACUACUAGCCUGGUUGGUUCACGUGUUAAGGUUAGCACUCUGCCAUUCACGUGGGAGACGCGGACGAGGAAGAGGAAAAGAGAAGAAAAGCCACCGCUGUACGCAGAUGCUUUCAAGGCCAACAAUGAAAGCGACAUAUCAGGGUCUUACUUCAAGUAUCAAGGUGUGCUUUAUAGGCAGUAG